Molecule: messenger RNA, 1248 nt
Organism: Talaromyces marneffei
Lineage: Eukaryota; Fungi; Ascomycota; Eurotiomycetes; Eurotiales; Trichocomaceae
Exons: 4
Coding region: 1-1248 (415 amino acids)
Biological process (GO): regulatory ncRNA-mediated heterochromatin formation; RITS complex assembly; regulation of transcription by RNA polymerase II
Cellular component (GO): SAGA complex
Source: RefSeq, a predicted model, not a curated record
AUGGCGACGGGUCAAACAUCUUCGAGCUCGAGUAUUAGUUUUGUGGACGCGUCGGGAUACAAGUUCUCCGAGAAAGACUCCAAACCUGGCAAGAUCAAGCUGAAGAAGCAGGCUUCUGGAAAGGGCGCCAAGACCGGGAAUAAAUCGGAGCCACAAGGAGGCGAUGGCGAUGCUCCAGGUUCACCCGAUGGCUCUCCUGUCCUUCCACAAAUGGACGCCAAAACGAUCGCGGCUUUUCCAUCCGGCAGACCGCGCGAAGAGGAACUCGAGACCGUGAUAUGCAAACACUGCAAGCGACCACAGCUGAAAUCAACCGCUAUUGAACAUAUUCGGGAAUGUCUAAGAGCCAAGCAGGAGAAAGCGCGUAAGAAGAAGGAGGCUCGUGAUGCGAAGAAUCAAGCCAAGUUCGCCGAUACCAAGGAUGGCGACGACAAAGAUGACGAUAAGGAUGAAGAUGGAAUCAGUGGACAAAAAACCGCGAAAAAGGGUGCGGUGAAGGGCAUGGCGGAUGAUGGGCCAAAGAAAGGGAAGAAACGCAAAGCAACAGAGGGCGAAGAUGAAAAAGACAAGGAACCGAAAAAGAAGAAAAAGAAGGAAGAGCCGAAACCAAAAGUGCCUAAACCAAAAGGUCCUGUGGAUGUUGAGAAACAAUGUGGUGUACCUUUGCCGAAUGGCUCCCAGUGUGCCCGAUCGCUCACUUGCAAGAGCCAUUCUAUGGGGGCGAAACGUGCGGUUCCUGGACGUUCGCUUCCCUAUGAUAUGCUUUUGCAAGCAUAUCAGAAGAAGAAUCAGGCUCGUCAACAAAAAGCUGCUAUCGACGCCAAUGCCCCUCUGCAAGAUGACUUUGAAACCAACGGCCCGGUUGACUCGGAUGAAGAGCGUGAUGCCGUCAUGGCUGCCAUCUCACGAUCGCGUCCAACACCAUUGGCUGUUCAUACUCUAAUGCCGACCCGAAAAAAGUAUCAUUACGUACGCAUGAAGGAGAUGCUUUCAAACGUACUCGGCGGCGUUCGUGGAGGUGGUUUAUUCUCUACCGGACCCACGACAAACGGAGAAUCAAAUGGACUCUUUCAAACUGAGAGUCCAACCAUGGCUUCUGCUACUGGCACAUCUUCAUCUACUUUACAGGAUUCGUCUGCUGGCACAGAUGCAGCGUCAAAGAAACAGGCUAAUACUCAGACUACGCCUAUCAACCGUCCUCCGAGUGUAGCCACUACUCCCAAGACGGCGGUAGCAGCUACAUCGUAG